This is a messenger RNA of Thecamonas trahens ATCC 50062, 1426 nucleotides long. RefSeq lists its product as uncharacterized. The transcript has a single exon. Gene Ontology annotation, molecular function: metallocarboxypeptidase activity; zinc ion binding. The record is from RefSeq and is a predicted model, not a curated record. The coding region runs from base 46 to 1317 and encodes 423 amino acids. Gene Ontology annotation, biological process: proteolysis. NCBI's taxonomy places the organism in Eukaryota, Apusomonadida, Apusomonadidae.
GUAGCCUUGGUGGUCUGCGGCGGGCGAGGGAGCGAGGCGGCGACCAUGGCCUACUUUCCAGUCACCAACGUGACGGCCGAGCUGAACGCGCUGGCAGCGGCGUACCCGCAGCUGGUCCAUGCACACCCGGUCGGCUUGUCGACACAUGGCAAGGACAUUACGGCGGUGGCGAUCUCGGCCAUCUCGCCGUCGACGCCGCCUUUGCUGCAGGCAGUGCCGAUUGUGAGGAUUGUGGCGGGCAUGCGCGGCGACACGGCGGCGGUCGAGGCAGCGCUGGCGCUGGCGUUUGCCAGGUACCUGGCCGAGGCGUACUCCGCUGACGAUAACCAGGUCACGAUGCUCCUCGAUGCCGCAGUGGUGGUGGUUGUCCCGGUGGCCAAUCCUGACGGAGCUGCGCUCGGUGUGGCCGACAACGGCGACGGCGUGCUCCUCGAGCGCAACUUUCCGAUCCGCAACGUGCCGGGCGCAGACACGCCAGCGGGCCGCGCACUCGAGACGCAGGCGAUCAUGGCCUGGGCCCGCAGCAUGUACGCGACGCUCUCAAUCAAUCUCCGGGCCGGGGCCGGUGUCGAGGUAGUCGCCUAUCCGUGGCACUCGUCGAUCGACGGCUCGGUCCGGGCCGCGCCGGCGGUGGGCGAGGGCAUUCUGACCUCGCUGGCGCUUUCUUAUGCUUCGCGAGUUCCUGGCGAACGGUCCGAUCUCUUCCCCACAGGCAUUGUCAAUGCGGCGGCGGUGGCAUCGCUUGCAGGCUCGGGCUCGAUGGAGGACUGGGCGCUCCAGUUUCUGGGCGAGCCUCCGCUGUCGGUUCACUUUGCGCCCGAUGUUGCGCCCAGUGCCGCGACGCUCGCCACGCUGUGGGGCAACAACGCGCCGGCGCUUCUCAUGACGGCGCGGCGGGUACUGACCGCUGCGCGUGGCCGGGUGGCGGCUCCCGACGACACGUUUGUAGCCGAUGCGGUGUGUGAGGUGGUGACACUUGGGUCGGGCCUCCACGUCCGGGUCAACCACAACACCGGGCGGUGGUGGAUCCCGCUCCCAGCCGGCCGGCACGACAUCACGUGCAGUGCACCCGGACGGGUCUCGAUCACCCACACCCAUGUGGUCGACGACACCGACUCGGGCGGGCCGGUGACGGAGGCCGAGCUUGUCGAGUACCGGUUGCCGAGCUCUGCUGAGGCGCCGGCGCCGGUCCCGACAUACGGCGCGCCGGGCUCGCGAGUCCAGCUCAACGCCAUUCUCGUGAUUCUGCUCGCUGUGCAAAUUGUGGUGGCGUGCGCCGGGGUGGUGUUCUGGGCGGUGAUGCGGAAAGUUCAUUGAAAGGUCUCGCUUAGGCUAAGCAUCGACAGGCGUGGGCGCGGCGGCUUCGUCCUUGACGGUGGCGUAGCCGGCCGGGUUGGACGUCCACCACCGCCAGGAGUCUGCACAC